Molecule: messenger RNA, 2786 nt
Organism: Lathyrus oleraceus (garden pea)
Lineage: Eukaryota; Viridiplantae; Streptophyta; Magnoliopsida; Fabales; Fabaceae
Product: pentatricopeptide repeat-containing protein At3g57430, chloroplastic
Exons: 1
Coding region: 23-2680 (885 amino acids)
Biological process (GO): RNA modification
Cellular component (GO): intracellular membrane-bounded organelle
Molecular function (GO): protein binding; zinc ion binding; RNA binding
Source: RefSeq, a predicted model, not a curated record
UAUAGAUGAUGAUAAGAUAUUUAUGUUCCCAUAUUUGAAGGUCGUUGACAUGUCCUCUCUCCACCAACAACCGUUACUCCUCCCUUAUCCUUCUUCCCUCACUCCCAACAAACACCUUCCUCCACCCUCCGCCGCCACAGAAUCCCGUUCUCCUUCCUCAUGGAUCGACCACCUUCGCUCUCAAGCCCAAUCCCCCUCCUCCUUUCACCAAGCCAUCUCUACAUACGCCAACAUGGUCGCCGCUGGCGUACCCCCAGACAACUUCGCAUUUCCCGCCGUCCUAAAAGCCACCGCCGGCAUCCAAGACCUUAACCUCGGCAAACAAAUCCAUGCCCAUGUCUUCAAAUUCGGUCAAGCCCUCCCUUCAUCGGUAGCCACCGUCCCCAACUCCCUCGUCAACAUGUAUGGUAAGUGCGGUGAUAUCCACGCCGCACGCCGCGUGUUUGACGAAAUCCCCAAACGAGACGACGUCUCCUGGAACUCCAUGAUCGCUGCUGCGUGUCGGUUUGAGGAGUGGGAGCUAUCACUUCACCUCUUCCGGUUAAUGUUAUUGGAGAAUGUGAAACCAACUUCGUUUACGUUAGUCAGUGUAGCUCACGCGUGUUCCAAUCUGCGUAACGGGUUGUUACUUGGAAAGCAAGUUCACGCUUUUAUGUUGAGGAAUGGUGAUUGGAGAACUUUCACUAACAAUGCUUUGGUAGCAAUGUAUGCUAAGUUAGGUAGAAUUCAUGAGGCAAAGGCUUUGUUUGAUGUUUUUGAUGACAAAGAUUUGGUAUCUUGGAACACUAUUAUUAGUUCACUUUCUCAGAAUGAUAGAUUUGAGGAAGCAUUGUUGUAUUUACAUGCUAUGCUUCAAAGGGGAAUUAGGCCUGAUGGGGUUACUUUGGCAAGUGCUUUGCCUGCAUGUUCUCAUUUAGAGAUGUUGAGUUGGGGAAAGGAGAUACAUUCCUUUGUAUUGAAGAACAAUGAUUUGGUUGAGAAUUCUUUUGUUGGCAGUGCUUUGGUUGACAUGUAUUGUAAUUGCAAGCAAGCUGAAAAGGGUAGGUUGGUUUUUGAAGGGAUCGUUAGGAGGAAGGUUGCAGUUUGGAAUGCCAUGAUUUCUGGUUAUGCACGCAAUGAGUUUGAUUAUGAGGCUAUUGAACUUUUUGUUGAGAUGGUUUUUGAGUUGGGUUUGAGUCCGAAUUCCGUGACUUUAUCGAGUGUUUUGCCUGCUUGUGUAAGGUGCGAAGAAUUUUUGGACAAAGAAGGGAUCCAUGGUUGUGUAGUGAAAUGGGGUUUCGAGAAGGAUAAGUAUGUGCAAAAUGCACUAAUGGACAUGCAUUCAAGAAUUGGAAGGAUAGAGAUUUCAAGGAGUAUAUUUGGAAGCAUGAAUAGGAGAGAUAUAGUGUCAUGGAAUACAAUGAUUACUGGAUAUGUUGUUUGUGGGCGCCACGAGGAUGCACUUAAUCUUCUGCAUGACAUGCAGAGAGGUCAAGAAGAACAUAGGAGUAACACGUUUGAUGAUUAUGAAGAUAAUGAAAGUGUUCCCCUUAAGCCGAAUUCGGUGACUCUAAUGACUGUGCUUCCUGGCUGUGCUGCCUUAGCUGCACUUGGAAAAGGGAAAGAGAUUCAUGCGUAUGCUAUUAAACAAAAGCUGUCAAAGGAUGUUGCUGUUGGAAGUGCACUAGUUGACAUGUAUGCAAAAUGUGGUUGCUUGAACUUAUCUAGGAUAGUAUUUGAGCAAAUGUCUGUAAGAAAUGUUAUUACUUGGAAUGUUCUUAUCAUGGCUUAUGGGAUGCAUGGGAAAGGGGAACAAGCUUUGGAGCUUUUUAGAAGAAUGGUUGCAGAAGGAGACAAUAAUGGGGAAAUAGGGCCUAAUGAAGUGACCUAUAUUGCUAUUUUUGCUUCUCUUAGUCACUCUGGAAUGGUGGAUGAAGGCCUUAAUUUAUUCCAUACAAUGGAAGCUAAACAUGGGAUUCAACCCACAUCUGACCAUUAUGCCUGUCUUGUAGACUUGCUCGGCCGGUCAGGCCGGAUUGAAGAGGCAUAUAAGCUGAUAAUGACAAUGCCAUCCAAUAUGAACAAAGUAGAUGCGUGGAGUAGCUUGCUUGGUGGCUGCAAGAUCCACCAGAAUUUAGAAAUUGGCAAAAUUGCAGCAAAGCAACUAUUUGUGUUGGAGCCAAAUGUGGCUAGCCACUAUGUUCUAUUGUCUAACAUUUACUCUUCAGCUGGACUUUGGGACCAAGCAAUGGAUGUUAGGAAGAAAAUGAAAGAACUGGGAGUAAGAAAAGAACCUGGAUGCAGUUGGAUUGAGCAUGGUGAUGAGGUUCAUAAGUUUGUGGCAGGGGAUAUUUCACAUCCACAAAGUAAAGAGCUUCAUGAAUAUCUUGAAACCCUGUCACAAAGAAUGAAAAAGGAGGGAUAUGUACCAGAUACUUCUUGUGUACUUCACAAUGUUGAUGAGGAAGAGAAAGAAACUAUGCUUUGUGGGCAUAGUGAGAGAUUGGCAAUUGCUUUUGGCCUUUUAAAUACUUCUCAUGGAACUACUAUUAGAGUUGCUAAAAACCUUAGGGUUUGCAAUGACUGCCAUGUUGCUACUAAAUUCAUAUCAAAGAUUGUGGGAAGGGAAAUCAUUCUUAGAGAUGUUAGAAGGUUCCAUCAUUUCAGAAGUGGUACUUGCUCUUGUGGGGAUUAUUGGUAACAAUUGAAUUGUAAAAGAAGUUGAUUCAAAUUUGGACAACUAAGAUUUUGUUGUAUAUGCUGAAACCGUAUUAAGUUGUCAUUUCCCUUUGUUCUUUUUGACACAA